Molecule: messenger RNA, 872 nt
Organism: Amborella trichopoda
Lineage: Eukaryota; Viridiplantae; Streptophyta; Magnoliopsida; Amborellales; Amborellaceae
Product: nuclear transcription factor Y subunit B-1
Biological process (GO): regulation of transcription by RNA polymerase II
Cellular component (GO): CCAAT-binding factor complex; nucleus
Molecular function (GO): RNA polymerase II cis-regulatory region sequence-specific DNA binding; DNA-binding transcription activator activity, RNA polymerase II-specific; protein heterodimerization activity
Source: RefSeq, a predicted model, not a curated record
GUUCCAUAGCAUCAAGUCUCUUGCUUGAGAGAGAUAGAAAGAGAGAAGAGAGAAGAGAGAAGAGAGAGAUUUGUAUUGUGUUUGACUUGAGAGAAAAAGAGAGACUGUGUUUCUACAAAGAGAGAGACGGUUGGAGGGAGAGAUUGUAUUUGUGUUUCUAUUGAGAGAGGGAAAAAGAAUGGUAGUGACCAUCGGAGGGAGGACGAGCAGUCCUGACUCCGAAGGCAACGGUAGGCCUACCAACACCACUACCACCGCCACUGGGGGUGCAACUGUGACCGCCACAAGCCCAAGUGAGGGUUCCAUAAGGGAGCAAGACCGGCUCCUCCCUAUAGCCAACGUCGGCCGAAUCAUGAAGCAGAUACUUCCUCCGAAUGCUAAGAUCUCGAAGGAGGCCAAGGAAACCAUGCAAGAGUGUGUAUCAGAGUUCAUCAGCUUUGUCACAGGUGAGGCCUCAGAUAAGUGUCAUAAGGAGAAGCGCAAGACUAUCAAUGGUGAUGAUCUAUGUUGGGCACUACAAACACUUGGGUUUGAUGACUAUGUUGAGCCAUUGAGAAAAUAUCUGCAUAAAUAUAGAGAGACUGAAGGAGAGAAGGCCUCAUCCUCCCAAAACCCCGGUAAAAAUGGCCAAAUUGAUGUUAAGGAGAGUGCCUCUAGCUUCAAAAAUGAUAAUCCCUUCAAUUUCAAUGUAAAUCAUAGAAAUAGUAGUAGUGGAAACAAUGGUAAGAGUAACCAACUCUCUAUACCGUUUUAGUGGCACAUUUAAGACCACUUAAUUGUGAAAAUUAGGGUUUGGGUGUAUUGCUCUUGUUUGAACAUGUACACAGUUUCCAUUCAUUUCUUGCUUUUGUAUGUUACAUUUGCUAACAUAU